AUGGUUCGUCCAAUUCCAAUAUUCCAUGAAAGUGAGAGCUUCUCGGCGAUCGCGGUAGCGUUGGGGCUGUUUGUUUCGGUGUCUGUUUUGGUAGGUUUGUGUGCGAAGCAUGCAAAGCAAAUUGGUCGGAAGGAGAGCCCGAAAAGCGGGCAUCCGCUGCCGUCGCCGAAGCAGCUGAUGGCGGCGAUAAGCCAGAAGGCCAUGUCACCGUUGAUCCACAGCAAGAAGGCGGCGGCGGCGGCGGAUUCCGGCGAGGAGAAUGGGGUGUGGCAGAAGGCGAUCUUGAUGGGGGAGAAGUGCCAGCCGCCGGAAUUCUCCGGCGUCAUCUACUACGAUUACGACGGAAAGAGGAUCCCGGAGAUGCCCAAGUCGCCGCGCCACGGCUCCAUGACGCCGUUGAAGAAUAUUAGUUUUCCGCAGCAGAAAAAUGAGGCCUCUGUUUACUGA
Molecule: messenger RNA, 447 nt
Organism: Salvia hispanica
Lineage: Eukaryota; Viridiplantae; Streptophyta; Magnoliopsida; Lamiales; Lamiaceae
Source: RefSeq, a predicted model, not a curated record